AUGCACAGGAAACACCAAAUCAACUUCUUCCGAGGCUCCCCAGCCCACAAUCUGGUUCCAACGGAGCUGCUCAAACACGCUGCUUCCGCCGCGUUAUCGGAUCCGACGAUCUCGGGCCCGGGUUGCGACUAUGGCCCGGACGAGGGAUAUUUGCCACUCCGGGAAAACAUCGCCAAAUGGUUGAGCAGUGCAUAUCAGCCGGCACAUUCGAUUGAUGCCGGGCGCAUUUGUAUUACUGGCGGUGCGAGUCAAAACCUGGCGUGCUUGCUGCAGGUGUUUACCGACCCAGUGCAAACCAGGGCCAUAUGGUUGCCUCAACCGACUUAUCACUUGGUUUUCCAGGUCUUUGAAGAUGCGGGAUUUCAUGGCCUUCUGAAAGCUAUCCCAGAGGAUGCAGAGGGGAUGGAUGCGAAGGCCCUCGACAAGGCGAUUUCGCGGGCAGAGAAAGAUCCGGCAAUUUUGGACCGACUCUGUGAAACACCGAUGAAGCCAUCAUUACCGUAUCGGAAGAUCUACAAGCAUAUCAUAUAUUGCGUUCCGACGUUCGCCAAUCCCACGGGCAUCACGAUGCCGAUUUCCCGGCGAGAGGAACUCAUUCGAGUAUCUCGCAAACACGACGCGCUGAUUGUCAGCGACGAUGUUUAUGACUUCUUGCAUGCAUCCGCUGCAGCCUCACAGAAAACCACAGUCCCACCACCGCGGAUCGUCGAUAUUGACAGAAACCUCGAUGGUGGGCUGCGAGAUCAGUUCGGAAAUGCUCUCAGCAACGGCUCGUUCAGUAAGCUUAUCGGACCCGGAUGUCGGGUGGGAUGGGCUGAGGGGCCAGCUGCUCUGGUUUAUGGGUUGUCUCAAUGUGGAUCCAACAUUUCUGGAGGGGCGCCAUCGCAAUUAAUGUCCACAUUCAUCAACCAACUUCUCCGAGAUGGGUCAUUGACGACUCAUAUCGAGAAGGACCUGAUUCCAGCCUGUACGCGUCGAUUCAACGCCAUUUCGUCGGCGAUCAGAGAGCAUCUCGUACCACUUGGCGUGUCAUUUCAACCAGAUGGAGAGAUAAUGCCGGCGGGAGGAUAUUUCGUUUGGCUUACUCUUCCUGCUCACCUGGACAAUUCUAAGGUAUGCAGGGACGCAGAGAGUCGGGGAAAUCUAAUUCUCGGAAACGGACCUGUGUUUGCUGUACCAGGGAAUGAAGUCCCGGGUGUUCUUCGUCGGCAGCUGAGGCUGUGUUAUAUGUGGGUGGAUGAACGGGAUAUUGUCGAGGGUGUUCUUCGUCUGAAGGAGGUCAUUGUGAGGAAUAUUGGGAAUCAAAAAGAGAAAUGA
Aspergillus steynii IBT 23096 is the source of this 1317-nucleotide messenger RNA. RefSeq names its product aminotransferase-like domain-containing protein. Bases 1 to 1317 code for a protein of 438 amino acids. The transcript has 3 exons. Gene Ontology annotation, biological process: biosynthetic process. Gene Ontology annotation, molecular function: pyridoxal phosphate binding; L-2-aminoadipate:2-oxoglutarate transaminase activity. Lineage: Eukaryota; Fungi; Ascomycota; Eurotiomycetes; Eurotiales; Aspergillaceae. The record is from RefSeq and is a predicted model, not a curated record.